Acyrthosiphon pisum (pea aphid) is the source of this 626-nucleotide messenger RNA. RefSeq lists its product as uncharacterized. Gene Ontology annotation, molecular function: protein dimerization activity. NCBI's taxonomy places the organism in Eukaryota, Metazoa, Arthropoda, Insecta, Hemiptera, Aphididae. The transcript has 2 exons. The record is from RefSeq and is a predicted model, not a curated record. Bases 81 to 533 code for a protein of 150 amino acids.
AUUUCAAUGAACUGAAAUCUAUAAUUGAAGAAUUCGAAGAAGAAUCUGAAUGUGUGAGAGCAGCUAAAAGACUUUUUAAAAUGCCAUCGAUACAAAGUAAUCUGGUGUAUAUUGUAUCUAAUUUUGGAUUUUUGCCUGACACAAUUACAAAACUAGAAACAAGAGGUGUAUUACUAUCGAAAAGUGUAGAUAUUGUAAAUAAUAUACAGAUUAAACUCGAAGAAUGCAAUGGCGAAAUAGCUAAAUUGAUUUUGGAUAAAUUCAACAAAGUUAUAUCGAAGAACAAAGGAUGGGGAAAUAUCAAAAAUAUCAACCAAGUAUUAAUUGGAGAAACCACAACCGAUGACGAUCUAUCAAGUAGCAAUCUUAAUUUAGAUAAUUAUUUAAGUAUGAAAUACGCCCCGAUAACUUCGGUGGACGUAGAAAGAUCAUUUUCGAUGUACAAAAAUAUUUUAACCUCUAAUCGUAACCGUUUUACCGAAGACAACCUAUCAAAAUACAUGGUAGUCAAUUUUUUUUUUAAUACCAACUAAAUGUGAGCAAUUGAAAGUGUUUAAAAAAUGUUCACUUUUUUAUUUUGUAGUAUAUUUAUGAAUUGCCUUUUUAUAUGAAUUAAAUGCCUUUUU